Condylostylus longicornis is the source of this 971-nucleotide messenger RNA. Its product is annotated as kunitz-type serine protease inhibitor 6-like. Lineage: Eukaryota; Metazoa; Arthropoda; Insecta; Diptera; Dolichopodidae. The transcript is spliced from 5 exons. The coding region runs from base 135 to 755 and encodes 206 amino acids. Gene Ontology annotation, molecular function: serine-type endopeptidase inhibitor activity. The record is from RefSeq and is a predicted model, not a curated record.
UUUUGUGUACGGAUCUUUUUCUUAGAAUUCUUCUUUUAUUGGUAUUAAAAGAAUAUUGAAAAAUACUUUAUAGAAUUUUUGUCUUAAAUUCUCAAUAGAAAUUCAAGAAAGCGGAAAAAGAAACGAGAAAAAAAAUGAUGAAAUUUUUAUUGUCUUUAUUUUUUAUAUCUUCAAUAUAUUUAUUAGAAAUUAACGCAAAAACAGAAAAAUGCAAUGAAGCUCAUGCAUAUAAUGAUGGUCCAUGCAGAGCCAACGUACCGUUGUGGACAUUUAAUUUGAGAACAAAUGAAUGUGAAAAAUUCAAAUAUCAUGGCUGUGGCGGUAAUCGUAAUAAAUUUGCAUCGAGGGAGGAAUGCGAAAAGGAAUUACCAAAUCGAUUAUUAUUUCCACGGCAUCCACCAUAUCGAAAUUCUUUGCAUUCAUCUGUUAAAAUGGAAAUUAUUAAUAAAAUAAUAAUUUUUACAAUUAUAUUAAAUUGUAUUAAUGAAAUAAAUACAAAUGAAAUAUCUGGAUUUACACCUAGAACUGAAGAAUUACAGCAAUGGCGUGAAGAAUAUUGCAAUUUACCAAAAGAAGAAGGUAAUUGUGUCUUUUAUUAUAUGCCAUCAUAUUAUUAUAAUAAAGGCAGUGGAACUUGUGAAGAGUUUGCUUAUGGUGGAUGUAAUGGAAAUCGUAAUCGUUUCCCAUCAAAAGAAAUUUGUGAAAAAACUUGUGAUCAAAAUGCAAUAAGCUAUAGGCUUUCAAAUUCAAUUUAAAAUUUUGUUUUUAAAUUAUAGUUUAUGAUAAAAAGUAUUUAUAUAUAUAUAUAUAUAUAUAUUGAUAUAUUGAUAUAUAUAUAUAUAUCUCUAUAUAUAUAUAUAUAUAUAUAUCAAUAUAUAUAUCAAUAUAUACAUAUAUAUAUAUUGAUAAAACGUAAUUGUUGUAUAUGAAUAUAUUAAGAAGGCGUAAUGACCUUGCUUUUGUGAAAUCAA